Messenger RNA from Ambispora gerdemannii, 975 nucleotides. NCBI's taxonomy places the organism in Eukaryota, Fungi, Glomeromycota, Glomeromycetes, Archaeosporales, Ambisporaceae. The record is from the annotation of a GenBank genome assembly.
AUGGAAAACGCGUUAACAGCGAAUCCCUGGGUGGAGCCACACGAGAAUACUAUCGUUCCUAACUUCUCUUCAUCAGGGCUACAAAAAACAAUGCUAGACUUAACAGCGAAUUGGAAAUCUUUAUCAGAGCUACAAAAAACAAUGCCAGACUCAACAGCGAAUUGGAAAUCUUUAUCAGAGCUACAAAAAACAAUGCUAGACUUAACAGCGAAUUGGAAAUCUUUAUCAGAGCUACAAAAAACAAUGCCAGACUCAACAGCGAAUUGGAAAUCUUUAUCAGAGUUACAAAAAACAAUGGCAGACUCAACAGCGAAUCGGAAAAAAGAACUUGUAACUAUUGAAGAAAACCAACAUACUAAUGUAGCGUCUGGCGCGAGGCGUCAUAAGAGGUCGCGCGUUCACACCACCAAUUCAACACCUUAUUCUCGUAGAUAUACCUUGCCAGAAGUAGGUGAAGAAAUCAACAAUAGUUGGAAAGUCAUUUCGUCUUCCGUUUCUAGUAUUUACAAGCAAAUAAAGGACGUGUAUAAAUUCCCUGUCCCUCCGGAACUUCACCCGCAAUUUUCGUCUGAAGAUCCAAUUUCUUCUGACUCUAGUAAUAAAUACAUUCAAUGGCCGUCUUUUGAUACUGAUAUACGACAAAUGAUGCUUGAUACAGCAGAGAAAUUUGAUUAUCAGGCUCCACCUCCUCAACAAAAUUCCGGAAAUGCUCUCAGACGCGUUAGAACACGCAUGCGCAUGGUUCUACCGUAUGCACGUCCGGCAGAUUAUUUAAAAAACUCGUAUUUUCGUCGAUUGAAAGAUUUCAUAAAACCACCGAUUGUAAAUAGCUAUUUUAAAAUUUUAAAUUGGUUGUCUGACGCGUCGACGGAUUUUAAGGAUUUUCUGUUAAUUGGAAAUACUGGUGAUGAUCCAUUUGUUUUGUACAUGAAAGAGAAUCCUUCCUUAUUCAAUCAAACGAACUCAACUAGCUGA